Cyprinodon tularosa is the source of this 9128-nucleotide messenger RNA. RefSeq names its product desmoplakin-like. Gene Ontology annotation, molecular function: structural molecule activity. NCBI's taxonomy places the organism in Eukaryota, Metazoa, Chordata, Actinopteri, Cyprinodontiformes, Cyprinodontidae. Gene Ontology annotation, cellular component: intermediate filament; cytoplasm; cytoskeleton. Bases 248 to 8332 code for a protein of 2694 amino acids. The record is from RefSeq and is a predicted model, not a curated record. Gene Ontology annotation, biological process: intermediate filament cytoskeleton organization; wound healing; skin development. The transcript has 24 exons.
CACUCGUCGUGCUGUUUCGUAAACUCAGCAAGGUGUGGUUUCAGUCCAAAAAGCAGCUUAUUUCCGUCUAUUCACAGAGCGGCAUUAUCUGCGCAACAGGGCAGGAGACGGGGCGGAGAAAAGCGCGCAGUGGGUCCGCUGUCCGGACAGCAAGAGCAGAAACAAUAAGGAAAAGAAGCAACAACAACAAAUAUAUACAGAUAUAUAUAUUAAAGCAGGGAAAAAAGCAACAACAACUCGGGACAAAAUGAGUCAUUAUGGCUCUGACCCUAGACUGGCCUCUUUGGGGCCGAGGAAUAACUCUCGCACCGACUUGAAUUCUUUCAGAAACGACGUGUUCAUGACUGGAAACGGCUACCAGGCAGAGUUCCAGCAAAUGGAGCCAGGAUACUCCUACCAGACCCACACCAAGUCCUCCAUGUACGGCGGAGGCGGUGGCACCAUAAAGGUGUCCCAAGGGACCCUCGGACCUGGUGCAGUAAGCCCGAUGGUGCUUCAGCAAAAAGCUGGUAUCCUGGUAGGCCAAAGUCAUGAGUAUUUGGAGAAGGCUAAUAUUAUUCUGACCUCUGGAGGUUCAAUGAUUGACGCAGAGAGAUUCAUACUAAUGGCUGGAGAAAGCCUUCAAAGGCUGAAUAUUAUUUGCAGAGAUCUGAUGGAGAUGCGUAUACCGUCUGAUGCUCCAAGAGAAUGUGAAAUGCUGCAACAUAGGUUUAACUCCAUCAAACAGAAAAUGGCCGGAUAUGGGACUAUGAAGGGUAACAGAGGCAGUGUUGGCAGUGAUGGUGGGAGGUUGUUGAAUGACGCCAUCAGCUGGAUUAACCAGCAGAAGCGGAUCAUUGAGACAACACCGUUUGGAGACGACUCCCACGCCAUAGGAGAGCAAAUUGUUGCCCACAAUAGAUUCCACAGCUCUAUUCAAAGAAGCACAGAAGUAACACGUGCCAGAGAGGAACUGAAGGCAAUAGGCGAUAAGUACCACCUUACCAUCCUGGAACAAGAAAUGGACAGCCUACAGAAAAUGUCCAACAAUCGCAAGAGUCAACUUACUGAACUUCAGUUCAUCAUUGACGAGGUCUCUCGAGCCAUCAUGUGGGUGAAUGAAAAAGAGGAGGAGGAGCUGGUGUUUGACUGGGGAGACAAAAACAUCGACAGCUAUAUCCCCAAGAAGCAGGAGAGCUACUCUAAGCUAAUGAGGGACUUGGAGGAGAAGGAGAAGGAGUUAAACAAGCUGAAACAGAAAACAUCUGGUCUCCUGAGCAAUAACCAUCCUGCCUCAGAUAAAAUUGAAGCCUACAUGGACACCCUGCAGACGCAGUGGAGCUGGCUUCUUCAGAUCACAAAAUGUAUCCAAGUUCAUCUGAAGGAGAACGCUGCUUACAGCCAAUUCUUUAAGGAGGCAAAUGAAAUCAAUGCAAAGCUUCAGAAGCAACAUGAGACCAUCAGGACCAAAUUCAUAUGUGACAAGAACACUAGUCUAGAGAACCUAAUGGAACUUCUGAAAAAUCUGGAGAAAGAGAAAGAUCGGAUCAUGGAGAAUAAGAGGCAUGUCCACAGUCUGGUCAGCAAGUCAAAGUCCAUCGUCAGACUUAAGCCUCGAAACCCUGAGGAGAAAUCCACCAGCCCCAUCAUGGUUGAAGCCUUGUGUGACUUUAAGCAGGACCAGAAAGGUAUAUUGAAAGGGAACGAGGGUAUUCUGAAAGACAAUUCUCAGCGCUCCAAAUGGCUUGUGACAGGACCUGGAGGUCUGGACAUGCAGAUUCCCUCAGUGUGCCUGGUUAUCCCACCUCCAAAUCCACUUAGCAUCGGAGUUGCUUCGAAAAAUGAGCAGUAUUAUGAGGCCAUCAUGGCCCUUUGGAAUCAGCUCUUCAUCAACAUCAAGAGUCUCAUCGCCUGGCAGUAUUGCCUCAAAGAUGUCAACUACAUUAAUUCCCUCACCCUUAGCAUGCUGUCGAAGAUGCGUCCUGAGGAGUACCGCAGCAUCAUCAAAAGACUGGAGACUCAUUACCAGGAGUUCCUCCGCACAAGCCAGGGUUCUGAUUUGUUUGGGGAAGAGGAUAAGAAAACCAUUCAGGGCCACUUUGACAAGGCUCAAGAGCACUAUGAUACAUUGAUCAUUCAGCUAACCAACAACCACGGGGAAAAAGGGAAGCCUGAAGCCCCAAAGCCAGAAGACCAAGUCCCCACCAAACAACCAACCAAAACCACCACUGUCAUCAGCCUAUCAUUGCUCACCAAUCUGCAAGAAAUACGUCGCAGGCUGGAAAUAGCUGAAUCCAGCAUCACUGACCAUCUCCAUGUUCCUCUGGGGGAAAACGGUGUGCACCAGUGCUCAGUGCACAUUCAGAAUCUUGAGGGUGCACACCAAGAUCUAGAGUCAAUUUACAAUGAGUAUAUGCACCUAAGAGAAAUGAUUACAAAGCAGCUAAAGGGGGUUCCUGCAGACUCAGAGCAGGCCAAGUUCCUCCGCUCAGAACUGGAAAUAAUCAACCAAAAAUUGGGCGGCUUACAGCAUCUCUACUCAAUCUACAUUCAGAGAUUGACUGCACUAAAGGCUUUACUCCAAAGCCUUCUCCAAGCUGAGGAUAUUAUUAAAGUUCACGAGGCCAGACUGACAGAGAAGGAAACCAGUUCCACAGACCCUCAAGAACUGGAAAACCACCGGAGUGCUCUAAGGAACAUGAAGCUCGAACUUGAACAGAGACGGGACCUGCUGACUUCCAUGGAGUCCAACAUGGCUGAAGCAGUGCACUGUAACACGCAGAUUUCCGAGUCUUUCCACAGAUGUGAUGUGGAUUUGUCCAAGUACUCUGAACUGGUAGGCCAGCUGAGCGACCGCUGGCGCCGCAUUCAAAACCAGAUUGAUAGCAGAAUGCUGGACCUGGACAAACAAAAGGAGCAGUUAACACAAUAUCAGCAGGACAGAAAUUCCAUGGAGCAUUGGAUAGACAAUACCAGGAAACGCCAGGACACCCUUCAAACGGCCAAGUUCACUGAUAUCCAGAUGUUGAAUGACUAUCUUAACCAACAAAAGGCUCUUCAUAAUGAGAUCAAAGCCAAGAAGGAGAAAGUUGAGGAUGUUCAGAGAAAUGCUGACAAUUGUGCUACUUCCAUAAAGGAUUAUGAGCUGCAGCUUGCUUCUUACAGUUCAGGUCUGGAAACUUUGCUUAAUGUCCCAAUCAAGAGAACAUUGCUCCAGUCUCCAGCCUCUUAUGUCAGAAAAGAGGCUGGUGAACUUCAGGAACAUUACAUCGAGCUGCUUACCCGCUCCAGCGAUUAUUACAAGUUCCUGGGUGACUUGCUGAAAAACAUGGAAGAGCUGAAGUUAAGAAACACCCGGAUUGAGAUGUUAGAGGAGGACCUGAGGCGUCUCCAGGAUGAACUGCAAGAUCAAAAACAAAAAAAUAGGUCUCUUGAGGAUACGUUGGCCAACUACAAGCUGGAACUCAGUCAGUGUAAAAAUGAACUCAUAUCAGUGCAAGAAGUGAAGAGAACUACAGUAAUGCAAGUCAAUGCUGCUAAAGAGAGCCUUGAUAGCACACAGGGCCAGAUUCAACAUCUUAACGAGGAACUGACCCGUCUUAAAUAUCAGCUUGAAGAGGAAAAGAGGAAAAGACGGCUUGCGGAAGAGCGCUACUCAAGCCAGCAGGAGGAGUAUGAGGCAGCAGUCCGUCGCAGGCAGAAAGAACUGGAGGAGGUUAGCUGGAUAAAGAUAGAUCUAGAGAAGUCGGUGAAGGACAAAGAACGUGAAAUUGAAAGACUGAAGAUGCAGCUAGAGGAGGAAGCUACACGCCGGCGAAAUGCAGAGUCAGAUAUAUCAAAGGUAAGAACACAGUGCACCCAGGAGAUAAGUCAGCUCAAACAGACAUAUGAGACACAGAUCCACAUCACCAAGACCACCAUUCAGAAAGUGUCCCAGCAGAGGGAUGAAGAUGCAGCAGAGUUAAGGCUGCAAGUAGACCGGCUUACUGCCGAGAAAAGAGAUCUGGAAGAAGAGCUCAGAAGACAGAGACAAUCCAUUGCCCUUAUAGAAAUGCAGAAGAGCAAGGCAGAACAGGAAGCCAGCCAGCAGAUGGCCUCAGUGACUCAAGAGACGAGGAUUCGUACCGAGCUGGAACAGCAGUUGAGAACUAUCAAACAGCAGAGAGAAGAAGAUGAGCUGCAAUUGAAGGAAUCCAAAAAAGAAAAUCAGGAAAAGUCCAGGAAAAUCAGUGUGCUAACAUUUAACCUGGAGGAAGAGGGCAAAAAGAGAAGAGCUCUGGAACUGGAAAUCAAUCACCUGAAGCAAGCCGAGGCAGAACUGAGGUCAAAGAGCAACUCUUACCUUGAGACAAUUAACAAGCUCAAAGUGACUGAACAGGAGAUCCACAUCACCAGAGUGGAGCUUGAAAAGCAGACCAGUGAGAAAGCCAAGGCUGAACAGAGUACUGCUAGGCUCCAGAGCCGUAUCAGGGAACUGCAGUGUUCUCUGGAUGAGAUGGAAGCUGAGAUGGAAAAGCAAAAAAAGGCAACACAAGAGGAAUUUACCCGUAGAAAGAGGAUGGAAUCAGAGUUGGAGAGGAUGACACGAACGUGCAGAGAGCAUACCACCACAAUUAACUCGCUGAAAUCAGUUCAGAUAGAGGUCACAAACACUGGGAGGAAGUAUGAGCAGGAAAUCAAGGCUCUCCAGGAGCAACUGGACAAGAGCCUAAGGGAUCAUAAAGCCACCAAGGAAGAACUGGCAGCUGUGACAAAUGAGCUCAAAACACUGAAACAAAAACUCCAGCAAGAGCAGGUGCGAGUUCAUGAGCUCAACCAGCGCAAUGAAAGCCUGUAUAAGACAAUCGAAGAGAAGAGUCGCCAGCUCAAUGACUUCAACACUGAGAUAGAAAAGCUGAAAACUCUUACACAGAACCUGACCAAAGAGAGACUGAGGGUGGAGGAAGAGCUGAGGGCAGUACGACAGGAGAGAGAUGAACUGAAAAAUAGCAAAGAUGCUAUCGAUGCAGAAAGUGCCACUCAGAUAUCAGCCUUGCAUGUCCAGCUUCAGACUAGCUCCAAGAGGACAUCAGAGCUCCAGUUUCUCAUCAGUGACCUGACCAAGGAGAGAGAAAAGCUUAAAAUGGAAAUAGAAAAAUUCCAAAAGCAGUCAAUUGAGACCUCCCAGUUGGUGCACGUGUCCGAAAGUAAAUACAGUGAGCUACAGCUGGAGAGAGAUAGCUUGCUCUCCAGACUUAAACUACUGGAACAGGACAAGAACCGUAACCAGAGAUUAGAAGAAGAGCUUGCUCGACUCAAACUCUCUCUAGAAACAGAGAUACGCAGCAAACAGCGUUUGCAGGAUGAAAAAAAUUCUGUUCUUAAAGAAUUCACCACUAUAAAAAGCCAAUACGAGUUUAAAGAAACCCAGAUUAGACAAUGCGAGUCAGACAGAGACAAGGCUGACAGAGAGAGGCUGUCCCUUAAGAAUGAAAUUGAGAGGUUGAUGAGGGAGCUGAAUAUUGUGGAGGAGAGGUACAAGAGUCGUCUCAUGAUCUCAGAAAAGGAGGCAUCUGAAUUGGCUCAAAAGAGACAAGAGUUGGAGAGAGAGAUUCUCAGACUCAAACAGAGACCAGCUACACUUAACAUUCAUACCCAAACAGAUGAGAAGGUCAUGACGAUUGAUCCAUCAAAGCUUGUAUUUGACGGGGUACGCCGCAAAGUCACAGCCCACCAGCUCUGUGACUGUGGUAUUAUCAGUAAAGCGACCCUGGAGCUGCUUCUAAAUGGUAAAAAGACAGUGGAGGAAGUAGCUGUGGACAUCCAGCUUAGUCUAAAGGGCACUGGCAUUAUUGCUGGGAUGGUGACAGGUUCACAUGGGAAAAUGCCUUUCACUGAAGCCAAACACAGGAAUCUCAUUGGCCCAGAGAGUGCUCUCAUGCUCUUGGAAGCUCAAGCAGCAACAGGCUACAUCGUGGACCCUGCCUUUAAUGAAAGGAUGCCUGUAGAUACUGCCUGUUCAAGAGGGAUUGUAGAUACAGAAGAUAGAGAUAUUUUGUUAAAAGCUGAAGCCGCUAGCAUAGGGUUUAAAGAUCCGUAUACCGGCAAGGUGCUGUCUGUGGGACAGGCCUGUAAGAAGGGUCACGUUGACAAAGAAACUGCAAUCCGGUUGCUCCAGGCUCAGGAGUCUGUUGGGGGCAUAAUAGACCCUGUUCUAAGUGUGUUCCUUCCAAAAGAUCUUGCCUUGGAUCGGAAUCUUAUAGACGAGGAUCUAUACAGGGCUUUGAAUAAAAGGCCUACUGCCUACCUGGACCCAGCAAAUGAAGAGAAGGUCACAUAUAGUGACCUUAGAAGGAAGUGUACGGCUGAACCGGUGUCUGGUUUGCUCCUGCUUCGUGGUCCAGAGAAGCCCAUGACAGUGAAGGGUUUCCGUGGUGAUGUCUCUAUCGAUGAACUAGUUAAAUCUGAGCUGCUGGAUAAAACUGAUGUGGAAAAGCUCAAUCAGGGUAAAAUCACCACAAAAGACAUAGAAGACAAGUUAAAGUCCUAUCUCUAUGGCUCGACCUGUAUUGCAGGUAUCUAUGAUGAGGCCAAUGACAGGAUAAUGCCUUUGUAUCAGGCAAUGAAGGAAGGAUUGUUAAUGAGAGGAACCACUUUAGAGCUUCUGGAAGCUCAAGCUGCAUCAGGCUUCGUUGUAGAUCCAGUUAACAAUGUUUUCCUAACUGUAGAAGAAGCUACAAAAAGAGGCAUUGUAGGGAAGGAGUUCAAGAAUAAGCUCCUGUCGGCAGAGAAGGCAGUAACUGGAUACAGAGAUCCAGGUACAGGAAAGACAAUCUCCCUCUUCCAGGCUAUUGAGAAAGAUAUUAUUGAGAGAGGUCAUGGAAUCCGGCUGCUGGAGGCCCAAAUUGCAAGCGGUGGAAUUAUUGACCCAGUUGAGAGCCACCGUAUUGAUGUCUCUGUUGCCUAUAAAAGAGGAUAUUUUGAUGAGGAAAUGAAUGAGAUUUUAACUUAUGAAGGGGAUGACACAAAAGGAUUUUUUGACCCUAAUACCAAGGAGAACUUGACCUAUCUUCAACUAAAGGAGAGAUGCAUCAAAGAUGCCAAAACAGGCCUAAUACUCCUGCCCCUCAAAGACAAGAAAAAGGCUCAGCAAACUCAGGAAAGUCGCACCAAUGUGCUACGCAAAAGGCGUGUUGUAAUUGUUGAUCCAGACACAGGGCUUGAGAUGUCAGUCAGGGAGGCCUAUCACAAGGAGCUAAUUGACUAUGAAACAUUCCUGGACCUUUCUGAGCAGGAAUGUGAGUGGGAGGAAAUCACUAUCACUGGAUCAGAUGGGACUGCACGUUUGGUCAUUGUGGACCGAAAAACUGGAACCCAGUAUGACGUUCAGGACUGCAUAGACCGUGCUCUCAUUGACCAAAAGAUGUUGGAUCAGUACCGUGCUGGAACAGUAACUUUGACUGAGUUAGCUGACAAAAUUGCUAGCAGGACCAGCAGCACUGAAAUGACUAUUUCAACCAGUAGUGUUGAUGACAUGGUCACAUGCAGCAGCCCCACCCAAGCCACUCCAUCUUCUCCUACUGUUCGUAAACGCUUCAACAGCAUCUCAAUUACAGUCUCUCCCCCUGGAAUGUUUGAUGACCAAAGCCCUGUAGCAGCCAUAUUUGACACAGAGACUUUAGAGAAAAUAACUAUUCUUGAAGCUCUCAAAAGAGGUAUUGUUGACACUAUUACUGCACAAAGGUUGCUGGAGGCUCAGGCCUGCACAGGUGGCAUCAUCAACCCUGCAACCGGUGACCGUCUUUCACUUGACGAUGCAGUCCAUCAGAGCAUCCUAGAUGAAAACAUGGCCUCUAAACUGAAAGCAGCCCAAAAAGCCUAUGUUGGUUUUGAGGAUUUGAAAACCAAACGGAAGCUUUCUGUAGCUGAGGCAGUAAAGGAGACCUGGCUUCCUUAUGAGGCAGGCCAGAGAUUUAUGGAGUUUCAGUAUUUGACAGGAGGCCUAAUAGAACCUCACAAAGGGCGUCGCAUCAGCAUUGAAGAGGCCAUCCGGAAAGGCUGGCUAGAUGGUAAAGGGGCACAGAAGCUGCAGGAAUCCCGGAACCUACCAAAGAAUUUGACCUGUCCUAAGACUAAGCUGAAGAUCUCCUACAAAGAAGCCAUGGAUAACUGCAUGGUGGAGGAAGGCAAUGGAAUGAAGAUGCUGCAGGCCUCGUCUAUCUCCAGCAAAGGAAUAAGCAGCCCCUAUAAUGUCUCAAACCCUGGAUCUCGCUCUGGUUCCAGGGCUGGUUCGAGGAGUGGAUCUCGUAGGGGCAGUGUUGACUAUACCUCAAGUUACUCCUACAGUUUCUCCUCAAACAGUACCACUUAUUAAACACUCACGCUUAAUGCAAACCAAAUUAUUGAGCUGUUUUCCAAUUUUAUUGUUUUCUUAUUAUGUUUUAUGUUUAAACAUAGCUGAGUUUAUUGUUCAAUGUUAAUCAGUCUAGAUUUAUAUAAGAUUUGCUUGUUUUCAAUUUCUUUAUGGUAGGGUAGUUUGUAGUUGUGAUAUAAGCUGACAUCUUUGUAGUAACAUGUUUUUAACUUGCUACAAAUAAUUUUUACAUACCAUUUAUGUUAAAAUUAUAAAUUUAGUCUUGUUUUUUUUUUCUGUUCAAACUAACUUCACGCACCCAGUAUAGCUGUAAUCAAUCAUUUUCUACUCCUUUUUUUGUGUACUUUGUUGUAGCUUAAUUCAUAUAUAUUUUGCAAAUAAUGUUUUAUUGUUUACUGCAAAUGCUUAUGUUUUGUUCAAAUAAAAAAAAAAGUAAAAUACUAUUAACACUUGCAAUCCAAAUUAAGUAGUUGCAGAAAGUUCUACUAAAUAUGUACUAGUCUGGUGGCAUGAGUAAUGUGCUUAUAAAAGAGGUGACUAUGAGAAGAACAGUAAUUUUGACAAAAAAGUCUUUUAUUUUCUUUGUAUUUUUGUUGUUUUUUUACUAAACUUAGCCUCAUUAUUUGAUUUUUUUUUUUAGCAACAUUUAUAAAGCUUUAUUCAUACACAUUAUUGUCUGUUUUUGUGGUCGGCAACUACUGAUGUUUUCUUUGAAUAUUUGGAAAAUAAAACGACUUACUUUAAAUAUUGUCUGUAUGAUUUGUCAUAAAUUCAAAUAAAACUGGUUCAAAAAGUU